This is a messenger RNA of Tetranychus urticae (two-spotted spider mite), 1324 nucleotides long. RefSeq lists its product as uncharacterized. The record is from RefSeq and is a predicted model, not a curated record. Lineage: Eukaryota; Metazoa; Arthropoda; Arachnida; Trombidiformes; Tetranychidae.
CUAAAUCCAUUAAUAAUAACCCGUCUAGUUUUGAUGAUUUGUUAUGGCUCUAAGUCAAUGAGAAAACUUGUCCCAAAGUCUCUAGGUUAAUUAAGGUUUUCAGAAUCUUAAUCCAAGUGAGUUUGAUUGAAGUCGAAACGUUGAUCAUAAAACAAAAACCAGAAAACUCAUGGCAAGCAUUUUGGCAUCUUAUGAACAGAAGACUGAAUUGAUCGAUUUUUGAACUUUACUAGCCUAAAUAAUGCAUAAAACCAAAUCAGAGGUUUGAUUGAGAGAAGAGCCAAAUGCGGAAAGCGUUCACAGAUCCUUCAAUCCUUCAACAAUUUUAAAGCUGAAAGAGUUGAAACAAUACAACUUGUUGUAACUUUGAUGAAAUGGUGAUUGGUUCGGAACUUUAAAGAGAGACGUCGCUAUGGAGAGCUAAAGAAGCCAUUUUUCUUUCCAUAGCUUUCUUAUUUGCGCCCAAUUUUGCUUCAGCAACAUUCAUUGUUUCAAUAUUUUCUCUUGUUUUGUGUAAAAACUAAAAUGUUUAUUCAAAUUUUCGUUAUUUUCGCCGCUGUUUUGGGCAUUAACUGUGUCACAGCUCCAUUCACACAAUGUGAAGGUCGAAGCUCGCUAUCAACCAAAACUUCAGUUGAUAUUGUUCCCUGUACCCUUUCAUCCACCAACUCUUCAUGCAUAUUCACACGAGGAGAAAAUGCAAACUUCACCAUCUAUUUCACUCCACUUGUAAAUCUAUCAACUCCUAUUGAAAGAGUGAUUGUGGCCAAGUUUGUCAAAAAGUUAAAAGACAAGUACGUUGAGGUACCUUAUGGUGGUGGAGUCAGUGCAGAUGAUAGGACUUUCUUGGUUGAUGAAAAUGGGGCUCACCAGUCAAUUCAGGGUAAUGGUAUAUUGUCUGGAAACCGAUAUUUUUUCAACAACAUUUUCAAUAUACUUAACUCAUCGCCAAAAACAACAUUGUGGGUUCGCUAUUUGAUCCGUGAAGCUAAACCAUGCAAGAAGAGUAAAUGCAACUGGCUACUUCAUCCUGGACAGUUGUUGGUUUGUGUCGAGAUCCCGAUUACAAUCGAGUAAUGGCACAAUUGCUAAUUGCUAACUCAAAUGAACGCAAACUAUCGACAGAAAAAAGGAAUGAAAAACACAUGGAUUGAUGCGACUGGGACAAUCUCAUUUCAAACAAAAUCUUUUCAUCAAAAAAUUCAUAGCGACAGUGGCUUACAAAACUUUACAUUUGAAAUCAUGUAACAGCAAUGUAUUAAGAUCGCCAAGACUAAACAAUUAAUAAAAUUAAAUUGACAGCACAAAAACAUGUUUUCUUAGU